This is a messenger RNA of Dentiscutata erythropus, 1472 nucleotides long. The record is from the annotation of a GenBank genome assembly. NCBI's taxonomy places the organism in Eukaryota, Fungi, Glomeromycota, Glomeromycetes, Diversisporales, Gigasporaceae.
AUGCUCAAGUCGUAGUGUUAGAUUCCGGUCAUAUCAGUGUAGAAAGUAAAUUGGUAAAAAAAUCCCUUAUAUCAGAAAUUCAAUCUAAAAUAGGUGAUAAUUAUAGUGAUGAAAAUUAUAAGCAAUUACAAUCUUUAAUGUAUGAUAGAUUUUCUGUUCAACUUUCGUCAACUCAGGUCGAUUCUAAAUAUGAUCUUCACGUUAUUGAUAGAAUAAACAUGCAAUUUGAUGUGGGAAUAUCAAUAGCACCUAAAGCUGCUAAUCUUACUAAAUUUAAAGUUUCCGGACAUUUGCCUCUUUUAAAAGCAAAUUUUUCGGAUAGAAAAUAUAAGAUCAUGAUGAAUAUUAUUGACAAAGUAACUCCCUCAUCACCGUCUUCAUCACCGUCGUCGUCACCGCCGCCGCCGAAUGCAAAAGAAUCACAAACCGUUUCCAGAGAGAUAGUAGAUGAUAAAUUGUCAUUGAGCAGAUUAACAAAUGAAUUGGUUAGAGAAAAAGCUUUAAAAGAUAAAAAAGACGUUCAAUGGGAUCGUUUAAAACACAGGGAUUCUAUAGUAAUGGCCGAAAAGCUAGGACUAGGAAAAACUUUACACGAUUUAAUAGUAAUUGACGAAGAUAACGAUACCCAUGAGGAUCAUGCAGAGGAAUUUUUUGAUGCUCAGGAUACAGAAUCACACCAGAAUGCAAAGGUAAAUCAGAGAACUUUUGAAUUUGAAUUUAAGGUGGACAAAUUCAUUACUACUGUUAAGAAAGCAGAUCCAGAUCCGGAUAAACCAGAGAUUGUUCUUGUUGAUAUGGUUUUGGAACAUUUUGGUUUAAAUUAUGUUUUAAGUUCUUUUGAUAUGUCAGCAGAAGUUGUUCUUAAAUCAUUAAGUAUUGAAGAUAAGAUGUCAGAUACAGGAUCCGAAUUUAGACAUUUAGCUGCAUCGGAAGGAUAUGGAAAUACCCAAUCUGAUGAUUCUGAAGAUCUUGUACACGUAAAAUAUUCAAAAGUUAGUCCAAAAUCACCUGAAUAUAUGACAAAAUAUGAAGGAAUUGAUCAAAGUGUUGAUAUUGAAAUGUCAACAAUUAAUGUAAUUGUAACUCGUAAAAGUAUUUUGAAAUUAUAUAAUUUUGUUCUUGACACAUUUACUUCAUCAAAAGCUACUACAACUCCAAUAUCAGCAACUGUUAGUUCCUUACCAUCACUCGAAGAAGCAUUAGAUUUUUCACCAGAAGCCGAAAAGCCACCUUCACAAUCAACUAUGCGAGUUAAAGUCAAGUUAAAUAGUAUCAGAUUUAUUUUAAAUAAUGAUGGUACAAGGCUUGCUACAGGAUUAUUAUCUCACGCAAGGGUUGCAGUAUUAUUAAGACAAAAUACUAUUCGUGUUGGAGCUCAAUUGGGAAAUUUUUCUUUAUCCGAUGACAUUGCGGAUGCUAAUAGAGCAGAAUCUUUAAGACAAUUACUUACAAUUGAAGGAGAAGAUUUAGCA